GGUUGCGACUAUCGCUAUCAGCUUAGUCGGUGAGCAAUACACUAUUGCCCUUACUUUCAGAACUACUUUCCGUAACGCCUGAAGUGGCCACAGUCAGUGUAUUUUCAUCGCUAUCACAUUAGUUAGGAACGAACACGCUGUUUGUGUCCAUCGUCAUUAUUGACGACACGUACGGUUGCGUGUUCAGGCACGCAGCAAUUUCAAAUGUAUUUCCAUCAUCGUACAACACAAUUUUUUACUUAUUUAUGAACGUCAUUUGUUCAUUUUAUAGUUUUAAUUUUUGCUCGAUUUGUAUUUAUAAAUAUUGUUUUUGUUAUUUAAAUAAUUUAAACAUGUGCCACUGGAGCUAUCAAAGUUCUACUAUCGUAGGUUUUAUAUUUCUUGUUGUUGCAGUCUCAGUAAAAUCUUGGGACUUAAGUGUUGUCACUCAGGCUCAGAUACAGUUCCUUAUUAAUAAUGAAGUAGAAAGUACUGCAGCUGAUCAACUUAAAGAUAUGAUAUCAGCUGCAUAUGAUCCAGUUACAAAAGAUAUAUAUGUUAGUGAUUCCAAUCAUAAAAGUGGAAGUAUAUUUAGAAUUAAAUGGACUAGUAAAGAAAAAUAUAGUAUUAUUCAAACUGUUGUUACCAAACAAUCAUCCCCUGUUCAAGGAUUAGCUUUUGAUUACCAAACGUCUACUUUGUACUGGACAACUGGUAAUGGUUUAAGCAUUAAUCAUGUCAAUAUACCAAAAAAUGAUACUCAGUUACCUAUCAAUGGGACUAUACUUUUUAAGUUUAAAGAUGAAAUUCCACAGGGUAUAGCAAUAGAUUCUUGUAGAGGAUAUUUAUAUUGGACCAACUGCAAUCAUUUAAAUGCAACUAUUGAACGAUCACGUUUAGAUGGAACAGAUCGUAAAGUUAUUAUCAGUGAUCAUUUAUUUCAGCCUUUAAGUAUUGCAAUUGAUGUAGAAAAAAAUCUUUUAUAUUGGAGUGAUGAACGUGAAGGUAUAUACUAUAGUAUAGAAAGCAGUGAUGAAAAUGGUAGAUCCAGAAAAGUUUUAAUCCACGGUACUCAUCAUCAACCAUUUGCUGUUGUUUUGGAUGCUCAUAAUAUAUAUUGGAGUGAUUGGAUUAACAAUGCUGUGUGGAGUUUGCCUAAAGAUUCCUUUCAAGAAGGUAUAGAACCAAAGCAAAUAAAAAAAUAUGAAUCUAUAAAUACACCAAUGGGACUUAUAACUCCAAUUGAAAACUUGAACUUCGUGAAUAACACAUACUGCUCAAAAUACAAAGAAAAUCAAGUUACUGAGACUUCAAAUAAAACUGUGGAACCAAUACCAAAAAUAAAUGAGAAACCAAAACAUGUUUGUAAAAAUAAUGGGAAAUUACUUGAUAAUGGCACAUGCAUAUGUAUUAAUGGUUUUGAAGGUAAAUACUGUGAGUUGUACAUCUGUGAUGGUUAUUGUGUGUCUGGAUUAUGUUCAAUAUCUCAUUAUGGUAAACCUGAAUGUGCCUGUCCUUCUACAAGUUUUGGUGAUAAAUGUGAAAAGCACAAGUGUCCUAGUGAGUGUAUAAAUGGUGGUAAUUGUAUAUUAGACACAUUAGGUAAUCCCAAAUGUGAAUGUCAACUUGGUUUUACUGGAAAUACAUGUCAAUAUAAAUCUGAUUGGCUUAUUGAAAUCUGCUCUGUUUAUUGUCAAAACACACCCAAAUCUUCUGCAUUGAAUAUUUGCAGUUGCAAAGAAUAUACUAGGAAUUAUAACUAUGCAGACUUAGCAAUAAUUAAUUCAGAUAUGUCAUCAUGUAAACUUAGCAAGACUUUGACUGCAGUGAUAGCAAUUCUUGUAGUAUUUGCUGUCAGUUUGGGUACUUUAUCUUUAGUUUUAGUAAGAAGAGUACGGUUCUUAGGGCGCCGGCCUCGAAUAAAGAAGCGUAUUGUUGUGAAUAAAAGCAUAACUCCCUUAACUAGCAGACCAGUUCAGCAAAACCAACAAUGUGAAAUCACCAUUGAGAAUUGUUGCAAUAUGAACAUCUGUGAAACUCCUUGUUUUGAACCUGAUUUUCGAGUACCCAAGCAUGGUUUACUAUCAAAUAAGCCUAAAAAAGAAGAUAAAGUUAAUUUACUAAGUCAUACUGAUUUGUCUAGUGAAGAUGAAAGGCCAUCGUACUAAUUUUAUAGUUAUUACUUAAUUUAUUUUUACCAACUUAAGGGGCUGUACUCAUUAUAGUUGGACUGAAUUGUGAUAUUUUUAAUGUUCCAGGCUAUUUUUACCUUUUAUUUAUUAAGUCUUAUAUGCACUAUUAGAUUAAACUAUUGUUUUAUAUUAAAACUAGUUUGAGUCUUUUUAAUAUUCCAUUCCUUUGUGUUAAUAAUAAGAUUUUUUAUUAAUGUUGAA
Molecule: messenger RNA, 2372 nt
Organism: Daktulosphaira vitifoliae (grape phylloxera)
Lineage: Eukaryota; Metazoa; Arthropoda; Insecta; Hemiptera; Phylloxeridae
Gene: cue
Product: protein cueball
Exons: 7
Coding region: 246-2147 (633 amino acids)
Source: RefSeq, a predicted model, not a curated record